Molecule: messenger RNA, 1397 nt
Organism: Fragaria vesca subsp. vesca
Lineage: Eukaryota; Viridiplantae; Streptophyta; Magnoliopsida; Rosales; Rosaceae
Exons: 9
Coding region: 93-1184 (363 amino acids)
Source: RefSeq, a predicted model, not a curated record
ACCGACGUGUCACCAAAUCCAGACCGUCCAUUUCAACAAGCGUCUAUUGCUUCAACUCCAAACACUCCUUCAAGAGAGACUACACAAGCGUGAUGAUUGUACCUACCGGAGUCGGAGCCGCCAUCGGUGGAUACGCCGGAGACGCCUUGCCGGUGGCUCGCGCUCUCUCCUCCGUCGUCGAUUGCCUCAUCACUCAUCCCAAUGUGCUGAAUGCAGCAAUGCUGUAUUGGCCUAUGCCUAAUGCUUUGUAUGUCGAAGGCUUUGCUCUCGAUCGAUUUGCCGAAGGCGUAUGGGCUCUCAAGCCUGUUCACCAGAACAAGGUCGGGUUGGUUCUUGAUUGUGGAAUAGAAGAGGAGCUUCGCCUUCGUCAUUUGCAAGUGGCUGAUGCUGCAAGGGCUUCCCUUGGCUUGCCUGUGGUGGAAUAUGUUGUCACUGACACUCCUUUGCAGGUAGAAAAGUGGAUUGAUCCAAAAAGUGGGCAGUCAACAGGGAGGAUUAAGCACCCUGAGUCACUACUGAGGGCUGUGCAGGCUUUAAUCAAACGCUCACAAGUAAAUGCCGUCGCAGUUGUUGGACGUUUCCCGGAUGAUGAUUUUGAAGACACUGAUGAUUAUCGACAAGGGAUGGGUAUUGAUCUAUUAGCGGGAGUCGAGGCAGUUAUAAGCCAUCUAGUAGUGAAAGAAUUCCAAAUUCCUUGUGCACAUGCUCCUGCUUUAUUACCCGUACCUCUGAGCCCAUCUUUAUGCCCAAAAUCAGCUGCUGAGGAGUUGGGAUACACAUUCCUGCCUUGUGUGCUUGCUGGUCUUAGUAAUGCACCACAGUACUUGGUCAAGAACUCUGAGUCCGAGCAUGGUUGUGUACUGGCAAGUGAUGUUGAUAGUGUCAUCCUGCCUAUAGAUGCUUGUGCAGGACCUGGUGCUCUUGCUUUUGCACAAAGCAAAGCCAAUAAGCCCCUUAUAAUUGUUGUGGAGGAAAAUGAAACAGUCCUUGAUGACACACCUGAUAAAGUUGGCAUUGAAGCAAUCAAGGUCUCAAACUAUUGGGAAGCAAUUGGUGUUAUUGCAGCUCACAAGGCUGGAGUAAAUCCACAGUCACUACGAAGAAAUAGAAUUAGCAAUCUUCAACGCACUUCUCUGCUGCCUACUAAUGGUUAUGCCGUUCAAACUGCCUCAACAAAUGGCUGAUUGUGCUGAAAUCACUUUCUCAACUAAUUUUCACCUAUUCUUUCAUUUAUGACAAACAUUUGACAAGGUUUCUGUCUUGGUUUAAUCACCUGUAAGAAAUUAAUGAAAAGGAGAGAUCAUUCUGGUGCUUGUAGAGUUGGUAUAGAGAUUCAAACUGCUGUCUGCAAUCGAGUCAUAUAACUCAUUGUGUAAAGUCAUCGAUGAUUUUUCAGU